Artibeus jamaicensis (Jamaican fruit-eating bat) is the source of this 3846-nucleotide messenger RNA. RefSeq names its product FLYWCH-type zinc finger 1 (gene FLYWCH1). NCBI's taxonomy places the organism in Eukaryota, Metazoa, Chordata, Mammalia, Chiroptera, Phyllostomidae. The record is from RefSeq and is a predicted model, not a curated record. Bases 620 to 2764 code for a protein of 714 amino acids. The transcript has 11 exons.
UAGGCGUUCCCAGAGGCCGGUUCCCUAGAGGGGUGGCGCGCGCUCCCGGCCACUUGUGCGACGGCGCGCGCGGGCGCGGGGCUCGCUCCGGAGUGUCAUGUGGGGGCGGGGAUCCGAAGCUCUGGUUGCGGUGGCCUGAGGGGCCUGGGCCGCAAGGUCGACGCCUGUGGCUGCAGUGGCCGAGGCCAAAGGACCUGCCGCAGCUCGGUCGCCGGGGAGGGAGGGCCCCGAUGCCGUCGCCUUCUGGCCGGUGCCCGCCCUCCUUCCCGCACCCACCCCACCCUGGGACUGAGCCCUGGCACCCAAAAUGAGGGAGCCCCACAUUCGCCCGUCUUCCCCGGCGGUGACCACUCCACCACAUACUGCCUCCACCCUGGCACCCAUCUUUGCGGCUCUGGAGGUGAAACCAGCUCAGAGAAGUGAUGGGAUUUGCCCCAGGUCUCCCACCUAGAAAGCCAGAGCUAAGGACCUAGGUCUUGGCACCUGACGAUGGGGGUUGUCCCUCUCUUGUGUGAAGGACAGAGUCCCUGGACUGCCAGCUCCCUUGCCAGGGAGGAGGAGUAGAAGUCCAUCCACUGGGGCCUGAGUGCAGCCUGGGGGACAGGCUGUUGGUCCCAAGAUGCCUCUGCCUGAGCCCAGCGAGCAGGAGAGUGAGCGUGUGAAGGCCGGUCAGGAGCUGUCCCCUGAGCCCCCUGGGACCGGCACUGAUGUUAUUCCUACAGCCCCUGUGAAGCUCCAGGAAUUCUCUGAUCUGGUUCUGCUAAUCGCCUCCACUGAGAACGGGGGUGGGAUGGGCUCCCUGCCCAAAGGAGCGCACUGCGUCACAUCCCUGGAGAUGUCUGGCCCCGACACCAUGGCCAGGACCCUCCAGGUCCUGCCAGCAGAGGAGCAGGGAGGGCCAGUCCAGCCAAGCGCCCGGGCCUUCGAGCAGAAAUACAACAAGCCAGACACAGCAGACCCCAAGCCCCUGGAGUUCCUGAGGACCCCAUUCGGGGGCCGCCUCCUGGUGCUCGAGUCCUUCCUGUACAAGCAGGAGAAGGCUGUGGGGGACAAAGUGUACUGGAAGUGCCGGGAGCACACUGAGCUGGGCUGCCGGGGCCGAGCCAUCACCCGAGGUUCCCGGGCCACAGUGAUGCGGGGCCACUGCCACUCCCCUGACGAAGAGGGCCUGGAGGCCCGGCGCCGGAAACAGAAGCUGCGCGGUCCAGUCCUGCCAGAAGGCUCCGGGGGUCCUGAGGUCCUCCAAGGCCAGGUGGAGGAGCCACCCAAGGGAGUGGGCCCACCAUGGCUGUGCCCCAAGGAGCCAGAGCCUGCCCCUGGGCUGGUGCCAAGCAUGCCUGCUCCAGAGAGGAGUGAAGGGCUGCAAGCCCUGUCGAUGCUGAGCUUGCCCUUCAAGAAACGCCGAGCAAUAAGGAUUGGCCAGCACCCGCUCUUGGAGUUCCUGAGGACCUGUUAUGGGGGCAGCUUCCUGGUGCACAAGUCCUUCCUAUACAAGCGCGAGAAGGCUGUGGGGGACAAGGUGUACUGGACGUGCCGGGACCACACGCUGCACGGCUGCCGCAGCCGGGCCAUCACCCAGGGCCAGCGAGUGACUGUGAUGCGUAACCACUGCCACCCACCAGACAUGGAGGCCCUACAGGCCCGGCGGCAGCAGGAGAGGACCAUGAAGAUGCCGCAGGCCAGGCCAGGUGGCCCUGGGGGCCAAGUGGACAAGCUGCUUCAAGGCGCGGACGGCCUGCUCCACUGCAGGGCACCCGGCACCACGACUCUCACCAGGCCCCGUCCCAGAAAGCCCACAAAGCCCCAGGCCCUGCAGGGAUCCCCUACCGAGGACCAGGACAAGGGCCUGGGAGGCCCUGAGUUCCUGAGGACCCCUCUGGGGGGCAGCUUCCUGGUGCACGAGUCCUUCCUCUACAGGCGGGAGAAGGCCGCCGGCGAGAAGGUGUACUGGACGUGCCGAGACCAGGCCCGCAUGGGCUGCCGCAGCCGGGCCAUCACCCAGGGCCAGCGAGUGACUGUGAUGCGUAACCACUGCCACCCCCCUGACCUGGUGGGCCUGGAUAUCCUGAGGCAGCGGGAGAAACGCCCUGGUGCGGCCCAGCGGGGAGUUUCAGGAGGCCCUGAGUUCCUGAGGACCCCUCUGGGGGGCAGCUUCCUGGUGCACGAGUCCUUCCUCUACAGGCGGGAAAAGGCUGCCGGCGAGAAGGUGUACUGGACGUGCCGAGACCAGGCCCGCAUGGGCUGCCGCAGCCGGGCCAUCACCCAGGGCCAGCGGGUGAUGGUAAUGCGCAGGCACUGCCACCCACCGGACCUGGGGGGCCUGGAGGCCCUGCGGCAGCGCGAGAAUUCCCCCAGCCGAGUCCAGAGGGAAGGUUCAGGAACCCCCCAGCCUCUGGAGUUCCUGAGGACGUCCCUCGGGGGGAAGUUCCUGGUAUAUGAGUCCUUCCUCUACAGGAAGGAGAAGGCCGCCGGUGAGAAGAUAUAUUGGAUGUGCCGGGACCAGGCCCGGCUGGGCUGUCGCAGCCGGGCCAUCACCCAGGGCCAGCAGGUGACCGUGAUGCGCAGCCACUGCCACAUGCCUGACCUGGUGGGCCUGGAGGCCCUGAGGCAGCGGGAGAAGUUCCCCAGUGCAACCCGGCAGGAAGACCCAGAAAAGAUAAAACUCCUGCCUACAGUUCAACUGUGCUUCAAGACUUGUUCUCCUGAAAGCCAGCAGAUUAAUGGAAAAGUCAAAGAUAUAAAGCCCAACAGUGAUUCUCAGUGAGGCCAGUCUCUUCUCCAACUCAGAGGAACCUCAUGUGUCCCCAGCUUCAAGGAUGUUCCGCAUCUACACGGCACCCCGGCAUUUCCCACCUGGUUAGCUUCUGCUGGACAAAAGCCCUUUUCUGCUCUCUGAAAGCAUCAGCGGCUUUCACGCUUCGGAGAGGCCACCCAGGAGGAAUGCUCUGAUGUCAUCUUCGUGCAAGCAAACAAAAGUGCCAGAAGCUGGCAGCUUACAGGUGUGGGUGAUGUGGGGAAGGCCUGACCUCCAAAAGAUCUGAAGAAGCAUCUUUUGACAAAAUCACUCUUCCCUGUCUGCCACCCAAAGCCACAAAUACCCAUCUGUUUUCACAGCACAAGACUUUGCCAAGGACUUUCCAGUUGGGUGUGGCCCUGCUUUGGCCAAGGAACAUUUGGGGAACUUUCUGCUUUUUGGAGCUGAGCUGCCCUACCUAGCUCCAGCCACUCAGGUGUUUUCUAGACAGGUGCCAGGUGGGCCUUUGUGCCCCUUGGCCACCUGCUGCUGGGGUGCAGUGAUCACUGAGAGUAACAGCAGGCCAAACAAGAGGCCCCAUCACACACACUGCCCCACUUUCUUUCCCUCAGUUUUCCACCUUAAACCCAGCGAUCCCCACAGCAGGUGUUCCUGGCAGUGGAGGCCAGCCUGGAUGUUCGCAGAAAGCCAGCAUGGGGCAAAUUCUACCUGGCUAAGGCCAGCAGUGUCCUGGCACCUGCAUUUGUCUGACGCAGGAGGAGAGGCAGAUGUGGAUGGCAGCCGAAGUGCAGUUCUUUCUCUCUGCAGGUAACACAGCAGAGACCUGCCCUAACAGGUUCAGGGGAAGCAGGCUGAUGUCCCCCUGGGAACGCCAGAGGCUUUCAUGCUUGCUAACAAGUCUUCAUCUUCGACAGUGAGACUCCUUUCCCUCAUUCUGUAAUUGCAGAGGGAGCGCACAUGCAGGCUCUUUCUCUCCUGGCAAGCCGACCAUGGAGCCUGCCAUCCCACCACGAGACAGUGACAUCUCGGAGGCCCCUCACUGCCCCUUUGCUUGUUCCUUUCCCUCAAUAAACCUUAUUUUAUAUAUCUCA